AUGAGCACCGGGAGGCUGGAGGCGUCAAGUGGUCGAUUUUAUAAUGCGUAUCUGAAGGCAUCGUCGUACCGGACGUGGUUUAUGCUUGGGAUUCUCAUUGCUUGUUCGCAGAGCUUAGGUGUUAUUGAGAAGCUCUGGGUUCGGCAAUGGGGUCAAGCAUACGGCGAUGGUGCCGAGCUAGGUCCACACAUCAUGGCACCCUCUGUGUUGACCGAGAAUGAGGCGCUGAAUGAAACGGCUACGUACCCUACCAUGACCAUCGACACUACUCGAACAACUACUUCCAUGUUAAUGCCUCUGGCAUCAGCCCCUCACGUUGCCUGA
Molecule: messenger RNA, 324 nt
Organism: Suillus subaureus
Lineage: Eukaryota; Fungi; Basidiomycota; Agaricomycetes; Boletales; Suillaceae
Exons: 3
Coding region: 1-324 (107 amino acids)
Source: RefSeq, a predicted model, not a curated record